AUGGUGCGAAAGCCUUCUUCUCCGUUUUCCUUCAGGAUGGCAUUCUUCAAAUAUCUCCGCUCUGUUAAGAAUCAGCUUAUCCUCUUCUCAACUCCGUUUUUGCUGCUUCCACUGCCUUUAGUGAUCGGAACACCGGAGGCAGAAUGUGCCUAUGUGAUAGUCCUAAUGGCGGUUUACUGGUGCACAGAGGUCCUACCACUGGCUGUAACAGCUCUGCUCCCAGCAAUCCUUUUCCCCCUGUUUGGCAUCAUGCAAUCCAAAGACGUGUGCAUGCAGUACCUAAAGGACACAAACCUGUUGUUUGUGGGGGGACUGCUGGUCGCAGUGGCCGUGGAGCACUGGAAUCUGCACAAGCGGAUCGCCUUGAGGGUGCUGCUCUUUGUUGGUGUGCGUCCAGCGCUUUUGAUGUUAGGUUUCAUGGGUGUGACAGCCUUCUUGUCCAUGUGGAUCAGUAACACAGCCACCACGGCCAUGAUGGUGCCUAUAGUCCAAGCAGUGUUGCAGCAGCUCAACAACAAUGAGGCAGAGAUACCUCAGAUCCUCAGCUCAGAGGAGCAGGUCCAGACAUCGGAGACUGACAGCAAACAGCCUCCACAGAGCGAGAAACAGAAUGAAGGGCAAGGCCCAGUGGUGGUGACUUUCUUGGAUUCUGCAGUGGAGGCUGCCAUGCAUAAGGAGGCGGCAGAAAGGCGCAGACUGUGUAAAGGGAUGACCCUGUGUGUUUGUUACGCUGCCAGCAUCGGCGGCACGGCCACGCUGACAGGAACAGGUCCCAAUCUGGUGCUCAAGGGCCAGAUGAACCAACUCUUUCCUCAAAACGGAGAUGUGAUUAACUUUGCGUCCUGGUUCGGCUUUGCCUUCCCUAACAUGAUCCUCAUGCUCACACUGGCCUGGCUUUGGCUGCAGUUUGUCUUCAUGGGAUUCAACUUUAAGAAGACGUGGGGCUGUGGCGUGGUGAAGACAGAGAAGGAUAUUGCUGCCUAUAAUGUGAUCCGCGAGGAGCAUCGUAAGCUGGGCCCCAUGUCCUUCGGAGAGAUAAAUGUCCUGGGUCUCUUCAUUCUGCUGGUGGUGAUGUGGUUUACAAGAGACCCAGGCUUUGUUCAUGGCUGGGCAACAGAUAUCUUCAACUCCAAAGCAGAGUAUGUGACAGACGCUACAGUAGCCAUCUUCAUCGCCAUCCUUCUCUUUGUUCUGCCCUCCAAACCCCCACGUUUCUGUCUGUGCAGGACUCAAAGUUUUGACACAGCACCCCAUCAAAGUGUUGGCCCAACUCCACCUCUGCUCACCUGGAAAGUUGCCCAGAAGAAGUUACCAUGGGGCAUCGUGCUUCUUCUUGGCGGAGGUUUUGCUCUGGCCAAGGGCAGUGAAGAAUCAGGGCUCUCAAAGUGGAUGGGAGAUCAGAUGACUCCCCUUCAAAACAUCCCUCCCUGGGCAAUUGCUAUCAUCUUAUGCCUGCUGAUUGCUACCUUCACAGAGUGCACCAGUAAUGUUGCCACUGCGACGCUCUUCCUACCUGUCUUAGCCUCAAUGUCUCAGUCCAUCGGAAUGAAUCCACUGUACGUCAUGGUGCCUUGUACUCUGAGUGCCUCUUUUGCCUUCAUGCUGCCUGUUGCUACGCCUCCCAACGCUAUAGUUUUCUCUUAUGGAUACCUCAAGGUUGCUGACAUGGCCAGGACAGGAAUAGUCAUGAACAUCAUUGGCAUCCUCUGUAUUACACUGGCCAUCAAUAGCUGGGGCAGGGCCAUGUUUGAAUUGGACUCAUUCCCCACCUGGGCCAAUGUCACCGGGGUGUGAGCCUGGUGCUGCCAUAGGAGAUGAUCCACGCACACCCUGCCCUCCCUAUACACAGGCGCCAGACAAAGACCUCUGGUCCGAGUGUCGGCUCAGGACCACACGGUGGACCGCAUCGCCUGACUACUGUUAGAGUACAACGCCCCCAAGGCUUGUUUUCAUCGACACCUGAGUCUUUCUUGUGAAAGAGAUUGGUGAUGACUAUAAUUGGGAAUGAAGGAAGAGUGGUUGAAGAAUGAAAUUGAAAACUUUUUUUAAUUUACAUUGUAUCAUAUUUAAGUUACCUUUUCAAGAAAGACUAUUUACACUUAAAAACAGUAUCACAUAUCAGUAUUUAUAUUCUCAAAAAGAGAGAUUGCAAUCUUCUUGCAAUCCUCCUAAGCAGCUGAUUUUAGAAACACAUACACACAAAAAAUAUCAAAGAAAGGGCUAUGAAGCCACACCUAAAUAGCAAUAAACCUCAAGAACUUAACCUUUGCACUUUACUCAAGUGGUGCACUUAAGUAUAACUUUGAGGUACUUGUACUUUAUUUAAGGAUUUAUAUUUUAUGGCGCUUAUGCUUCAGAGGGAAAUAUUAACCUUUUUUACUCUAUUUAUCUUGACAGCUGUAGCUACUAUAACUUUUCUAUUAGGAUAUUAGGACAUAUGUUUAUAGAUUGAACUGCAUUUCAACCAGAUACAACUUUAAAAUUCUGCUUAUGUGUUAAUACAUUAAUACUUAUAAUCCAAUGGCAUUAUAUAUCACUGAAAAGGGCAUUCUAUCUGCCCCAAUAAAAUAUCGAAUGCAAGAUUAGACUGCUUACAAGCACUGACUAGUAUUUAUAGAUAAUGUGCUAAUAUGUAGAGACUUGACAAUAAGUAAACAUGUACUUCUGACCCCUGAGUUGAUCCAUAUAUGAUGAUGUAUGGUGGUUUAUUGUAGUUCCAGCAUCAGCUGAACUUUGAAAUGUAUCAUGACUACAAUGCAAGAAUCCCAUAUGUGCCGUGUACAAACACACUGACCUAAUGUACUGUAAACAUGUUUUCAAUAUUUUGAUCAAUACAGUGUGAGGCCACAUUGUGAAAUGUCUCACUGCAAUAAUGAAAUUUGUCUGAAUUGCAAUAAAAUGGUAUUUAAGAACCGAUGUAUAUAUUUUUUUUCUCUUUGAUUUCACGACUUUUGUGCAAACAAUUCAUUGUUUUGUGACAAACUAUAAAAUAAAAGAUAUGAGUUUCAAUAAA
Centropristis striata (black sea bass) is the source of this 3013-nucleotide messenger RNA. It is a transcript of the gene slc13a5b, whose product is annotated as solute carrier family 13 member 5b. Gene Ontology annotation, cellular component: membrane. Gene Ontology annotation, molecular function: citrate transmembrane transporter activity; sodium:dicarboxylate symporter activity; succinate transmembrane transporter activity. NCBI's taxonomy places the organism in Eukaryota, Metazoa, Chordata, Actinopteri, Perciformes, Serranidae. Gene Ontology annotation, biological process: citrate transport; monoatomic anion transmembrane transport. The record is from RefSeq and is a predicted model, not a curated record.